CGCUAUUAGGGUGACAACAUUCCGUUCUGCCGAGCCUCGGGCGGCGACUUCCGUGCUGCCUCUCGCGAGCCCGGGUGUGGAGCGGGAGUUUUGUCAGCGCCGCGAGGCCGCCCUCGGCCGGCAGAGGGCGCUGGGCCUCUACGUCACCACUUGUCGGCCGGGCGCCCAGUGGGCCAUGCUCCAGAGUUUUCCAGCUCACGGUUUGUUCUCCACCGCUCGAAAGGCCAUGGCCAAAUCUCACACCCAGAUUCAGACUUUGAAAGUUUUAAGUGUGGAGGUGCCAACUGUGAUGGCAUAGGCCUGUAACUCCAGAACUCAGGAAGCUGCCUUAAGAGGAUUACUCUGAAUUCAAGGCCCUGCCCUGACUACAGACUUGCCCGUUGCCUGGGAUGUUAUUUUAAGAAAGCAGAAGCAACAUCAUUUGCACACUCCUUAUAGACACACACGUUGGCUCUGGCUUUCUGGCUUCAGUGUUUCAAAAGUGAAGACAAGAUGAAGAAGACCCACUUGCUUCUCUGGGGAGUCCUGGCCAUUUUUGUCAAGGCCAUCCUUGUAACUGGUGACAAUGAAAAGACCAUUCUUGCUGACAACAAAUGCAUGUGUACCCGAGUUACUUCCAGGAUCAUCCCGUCCACUGAGAAUCCCAAUGAGGACAUUGUGGAGAGAAAUAUCCGAAUUGUCGUUCCUUUGAACAACAGGGAGAAUAUCUCAGAUCCCACCUCUCCACUGAGAACGAAAUUUGUGUACCAUUUGUCUGACCUCUGUAAGAAAUGCGAUCCUGUGGAAGUGGAACUGGAUAACCAGAUCGUUACUGCCAGCCAGAGCACUAUCUGCAGUGAAGACAGUGCUGUUCCAGAGACCUGCUGCACUUAUGACAGAAAUAAGUGUUACACAGCUAUGGUCCCACUUAUGUAUCGUGGUGAGACCAAAAUGGUGCCAACAGCCCUGACCCCUGAUUCUUGUUACCCUGACUAGUUUGAGUCAUACUCAAUACUAUGCAAUUCUCUCUUUAGGGGCUCUCCAUUUGAACCCAGAAGUUGUACUCACUGCUCAUAAAUUUGAAACCAGAAUUUUUUUUUUUUUUUGCCUUUUGGAUGGUAUAAAACUAACAUUCCCUUUUAAUAGUUAGAAUAUCAACAUUGCUGUCAUUAUUAUGUAAUUCUUUCUCAAUUCUCAGUAUUAAGUCCUCAUUUCUGCCUAAGGAGAUAUUUGCAAGAGUUCAUUUCCUGGAGUUUAAAAAUGUAAACAAGGGGAGAAAGUAAAAUUCCAACAGAAAAAUUGAGAGGUGUAAUUAAAUUAAAUCCUUUUUCUUUCCUACUUUGCUGUGGAGAGCUGGAGCUUCUGCACAUUCUGUGCUAUUCUCUCUCUUAAUGUCUCACUGUGUAGAGAAAACAUACACAUAAACACAGGGUAGUUACAUAUCUUCACUAGAAGUUGAAAAUGACACAUUUUGAAGCUAUUUACCAAUAUUUGCAAAACCAGUUUGCUGAAAGUGAUGUGAUUUGAUGCACAAUUGAAAAAAUGUAUUUUGAAAUAACACAGAGACUUGCACUAGAUUUUUUUGAUAAAAUUUUGACAAUCAGGUUUUUUGUCCGAAAUUCUUAGAGGAAUCUUCUGUCUUGUAGCUGAAUCUAAUUGAAAUUUGUAUUCCUAAAUAUGUAUUCUCUAGCACAGUUUGAACAAUUAAAUAGAUUCAUAAGCAUA
This is a messenger RNA of Cricetulus griseus (Chinese hamster), 1704 nucleotides long. The record is from RefSeq and is a predicted model, not a curated record. NCBI's taxonomy places the organism in Eukaryota, Metazoa, Chordata, Mammalia, Rodentia, Cricetidae.